Molecule: messenger RNA, 819 nt
Organism: Naegleria gruberi
Lineage: Eukaryota; Heterolobosea; Eutetramitea; Acrasida; Naegleriidae
Exons: 4
Coding region: 3-773 (256 amino acids)
Source: RefSeq, a predicted model, not a curated record
AAAUGCAAAAGAUUCUUCUCUGUACCUUCUUGGUGAUGGCUGUAUGCCUCGUUACUGGAGCCCUUGCUCACACCAGACUUGUCUAUCCACCUCCAAGAACCUCUGCCAAUGAUUUAUAUACCUAUCCAUGUGGUGGUGUUCAAUUCUUUGGUGAUGGACAACCUAUUACCACUAUUGCUCCAGGUAAACUCACUGUUCAAUUCCAAGGUACUUUGUAUCCAACUGAAAAUAGUCAUGAUGGUUCUCCAUAUAGACUUGCUUUGAGUAUUGGAGGUGAUGAUGAUUACAAUAAGUACGUUCUCUUGGAUCACAUUCCACACGCCACCAAUGAUGUUGUCAAUAAGACUUCAUUCAACUAUUCAAUUACUGUCACCAUUCCAGAUAUUAAUUGUCCAAAGUGUUCUCUUGCCAUGUUCAACGUUCAAACCAAAUCAAUGGGUACAUGUUGUUCAUAUCCUCCAUCUUCUACCAAUACUUCAACUAUUUGUCAAACUGCUUUCCACAGUUGUUCAAAUAUUGUCAUUACUGGUACCAAGGCUGUUGAUACUUUCAAGAAUUCUUAUUAUUAUAGUGGACCAUGUGGUGAUUAUACUUAUGAAGAAACUACAUAUACAAAGAAUUCUGAUGGUAGUUUGUCACUUUCUACUGACGGAUAUGUUCCACCUGCAACUCAAAGAUGUUCAAACUUUAAGAGUGUCUGUAAGAGCAGUGCUUCAACUGUUUUCACAUUCGGAGCUGCUUUGAUCAUGAUGUUGAUGCUCGCUCUCUUCUAAAUUAUUAGAAUCAAAGUAAAUAAUAUACAAGAAUUUAAAUUAUUUU